This is a messenger RNA of Spodoptera littoralis (African cotton leafworm), 312 nucleotides long. The record is from the annotation of a GenBank genome assembly. Lineage: Eukaryota; Metazoa; Arthropoda; Insecta; Lepidoptera; Noctuidae.
AUGAGCUGCGCUCUAGCCGGGCGAGCCCGGCGAGCAGCGACCUGUUUGCGGCGCGGGGUUGUGUAUAGUGGGAAAGCGCCGCUGGGGCCCGCGCUCGAGCCAGGUAGACCCGGCGAGCGGCGGGCUGUUAGCAGCGCGCGGUCGUAUCCGGUGUCGUGCCUUAGAGCAGAUCUUCCAAAUGUAGACGACGUACUUCGUAUUCUUCUUCAUGUCCGCCUUAGAGCAGACAGCCUUGAGCAGAAUUAUCGGAUAUUAUUUGUAAUGAAACUUGAAUUUACGUGCCUUCGCAGCGGAGUGCAGGCGUAAAGUUAA